AUGGACGCAAACAAUGCUAACUUUGUUGCUAGUGAUACAUCUAAAAAGAAUAAGCGAAAACUUGUUUUGGAUAAUACUACCUUUAUGGUGUUCAUUGAUUUGUGCAUGAAUGAGGUUAAAAAUGGGAAUAGACCUGGUAAUCACUUAAAUAAGCUUGGGUGGGGAAACAUAGAGAAGAAGAUUAAGGAAUGGACAGGAAAACCUUUUGACAAGAAGCAACUUAAAAACAAAUGGGACACUAUGAAGAAAGAAUGGAAGUUGCACGAUCAUUUAAUGAGGAUUGAAUCUGGCAUUGGAUGGGAUCCCGUAAGAAAGACAAUUGUUGCAUCACCAGAGUGGUCGGACGAAAAAAUAAAGGCGAAUGAAGACCUGGAGCAGUGGAGUCUUCAUGACGUAUACGACACCUUGCAAGCACAGGAGCAAGAUGUGCGGAAGGCCAAUGUCGUUCUGGGUGGACCUCUGGCUCUAGUCUCUGACUCUAAAGAGAUUGGGUGCAGUCAACCACACAGAGAAAGGAGAUUGAAGGAGGAGAAAAGAAGAGGAAAGAAGGCUCUUGUUGUGGAGAGCGAUGAUGAAGACAAAGCUUCAAGAUCUGAAGAUGAUGACAUUAGUGCAUUUGCACAUUCCUCGGCUUUAAUCACCAAGGAUGUUGGGUUCAAGAUUAGAGYUUAA
Messenger RNA from Cynara cardunculus var. scolymus (artichoke), 672 nucleotides. Its product is annotated as L10-interacting MYB domain-containing protein-like. NCBI's taxonomy places the organism in Eukaryota, Viridiplantae, Streptophyta, Magnoliopsida, Asterales, Asteraceae. The coding region runs from base 1 to 672 and encodes 223 amino acids. The record is from RefSeq and is a predicted model, not a curated record. The transcript has 2 exons.